Molecule: messenger RNA, 2682 nt
Organism: Penicillium odoratum
Lineage: Eukaryota; Fungi; Ascomycota; Eurotiomycetes; Eurotiales; Aspergillaceae
Exons: 2
Coding region: 1-2682 (893 amino acids)
Cellular component (GO): cytoplasm
Molecular function (GO): metal ion binding; glycerophospholipase activity
Source: RefSeq, a predicted model, not a curated record
AUGGCGGGUAUCGACCAGAAAUCAUUCCUGGGAUCUUUUUCUCCAUGGAGUACACCGAAGACAUCCCAACCUCAUUUAAAUCGACCGGGAGUAGAUGCACUACAGCGCUCACAGGGCGAGGACCAUACUGUAACCCAUCGACAUCGGCCGAGCCUGCGACAUUACCCUCCAGAUUGCCCGCCGCUUAAAGUGAGAUGGUUCUAUGCUGUGGAUUCGCCAAAGCGCAAGCCUGGCCUUCUUGAACCGAAAAAGGCCGACCAGAAACCGCCUCCUCCUCCCAAAAAGUUCACACCGUUCUCAUCAAAAGACUCACAGUCUAUCGAAACAACGUACCUCCAACUAUCAGAAAUCGAAGACUCCAAGACAGCCUCCCAAGCCCAGUCCAAGCCCUCGACUCCAGUCUCGAAGAAAGUACCAGUGAAUGAGGAUUAUCUCUUUGAUGUGGAUGUGGAAGCACGAGAGCUAGGCCCAGCUUACUGGAUCGGUCCCAUCUAUGAAGUUCGUCGUGGAACGUGGUUCUUUCAAGAUGGCUCGAACUUGAAACCUUGUGAAGAGAAUCUUGCAACCCAAUUGGAAGAAGGUUAUCUGAAAUUACAACCGUGGCGGACAGAUGCGGAGUCUAAAACAUCUGGGCUUGCCACCAAAGAUGCACAGGCUGGAUCGGAGGGGGAAACGAACUCCCAGAAUUUCCAGCCUGACCUCGGAAUCCCAAGCGUCCAAGGCUCAGCUAAGUCGACCCCUCAGACUAUAGCAAACGAAUCCUCCCCCGGAUCUACCUCGGAUCCCCAGCAGUACCGCCUCUUUGGAGCCUACAUGAAUAGGAUUGUGGUUUACCAAGAUGCUUCUACGGCCUGGAUCAACACUGACGACUUCAUGUCACGUGUCAGCACGACCGUAUACCAAAAGCUAGGUGGUGUCCCUGGCACAAAGGUCGUGCGUGGUCUGGGGGAACCCAGACGGGCAAAAGAGACUGAGUCUCGGGCCCAAGAACGCAACCCCACCGAAAAGACGGUCAGUGGGAGUAGUUCUGAACCCCCCGGAAUGGAAAAUUUCCUUACUGGACAGGAUUCAGUGGAGACGCCAACUGCGAAAUCUGUGUUCGAGACUGAUCCCUUGGAGAAGCGGUCAAGGUCUACACUGGAACGGCAGAUGUCAUCUCUUGCAGGAGAGCCGCAAAACCCAGCGGAACUCGAGGAACAAGCCCGUCGACAGGAAGAGCAGGAGAUGGAAGACCUGAGAGAAGUCAACAGUGAAGAUAGAGAACGCGCGGUUGAUCAUUUGGUAUUGGUAACCCAUGGCAUUGGCCAGCGACUUGGAUUGCGGCUGGAAAGUAUUAACUUCAUUCAUGAUGUGAAUGUACUUCGGAAGACGCUUAAGGGGGUUUACAAAGUCUCGCCUGACCUCCAAGCACUCAACUCAGCGUUCGGAGACAGCGAUAGCAACUGCCGCGUUCAAGUGCUUCCCGUGUGCUGGCGUCAUCUCCUGGAUUUUCCCUAUCGCGGGGUCCGACAGAACCGGAAGGAACUUGAUCUUACCGAUGCUGACACGUUUGAGGAUGAUGCAUACCCUAGCUUGGCAGAUAUCACAUUGGAAAGUGUGCCCGCCGUGCGAAAUCUUAUUUCAGACCUGGCAAUGGAUGUACUGCUUUAUCAAAGUGGAUACUGCGAACACAUUUCCAAUAUUGUGAAACAAGAAUGCAAUCGAAUUCUUCAGCUCUAUCAGAAGCGUAAUCCCUCUUUCAAGGGAUCGGUCAGUCUUUGUGGCCAUUCCCUCGGAAGCGCAAUCCUUUUCGACAUAUUAUGCCACCAACCAAGUGACGUCCACGGCACCCAAGAGAACAAUGCUGGGACAGAGGAGAGCGAUGAUGCUCCAGAUCAACGAGGUGGAGGAUCUAGCGCCUUGGAUUUUGAAUGCCAAGAGUUCUUUUGCCUUGGGUCUCCCAUUGCGCUCUUUCAAAUGCUGAAGGGGAAAACCAUUGCAGGACACUCCCUCUUGGGUGCGAGAAGUCGCACAGGCGCAUUGGACGUGGAGUUUGGACCCAACGCUUUUGGGUCAUUCAAGUGCUCCAAACGUGACUCACACGGUGAUGAUGGGAUUUAUAAUCCUGCAAUUGAUUCUGCACCCAAAUGUCGUGAUCUUUACAAUAUCUUUCAUCCAUCAGACCCUGUGAGUUAUCGUAUUGAGCCGCUAGUCUCCCCAGCGAUGGCAAGUCUUAAGCCUCAACCCUUACCGUCGGUGAAGAAAAGUUUGUGGGCAGCAUCAGGCCAAAGCCUUUCAAUACUCAAAGAUCGUAUGGGGCAAAGUGUGGGUUCCCUCUGGAGCAAUUUCACAUCUGGCGUCGCCAGCAGCUUGCUGAACCGCCAUCUGGGUUUGAAUGCCGACGAAGCCCCUGCCACCGGAAAGCCACAUGGAAACGUGCCAGGGCACACCCACACACAGUCCGGAAUCUCACAUGGUUCCUCACACGGUUCCGAAGAUCAAUUCCAGACCUUGAUUGACCCCGACCUUGAAACUCUUUACGAUGGGUUCCAAAAGAGUCGCAAAAAAGACUCGACACUUGCAUCUGGCGAGAUUGACAUCGAUAUAAAUUCUGAUGAACAGGCGCGAAAGAUGAAAUUUGAAGAUGCCAAAGUGCGAUCGCUGAACUCCAAUGGUCGCAUUGAUUAUAGUGUGCAAGAGUAA